AUGGCCAGCGAUGAGAGAACGACACUCGAGGACGACGGGGGACGAGUGCACCACCGACCUCCGGCCGCACAAGCACAGGAGGAGCACGCCCACCUCGUCGCCACAGCAGCCUUCUUCACCCGCCUCCGCGACGCCGCUGUGGCCGCAAAUGGGCUACUACCGCGGGACGCUUGGGCGGGGGUACAUUCCGCCGUGAGGGAGGCGACACGCGCUCUAGAUGACUUUGAGCGGCGGUUGCUCGUCGGCAGCGACGGCGACGGCGACGGCGACGACGUGUCGCCUGCCCUUGCCCAGGUGCCGCUGGAUCACGCCGCACGCGGCGGGCCCGCCAUAGGGCACGUCUCGCACGGCGUCUAUGCCGCUGUCCUCGGCCUCGCCCUUGCCGGCGCGCCCCUCGAAAGCCCAUGGCGCUUCCUCGUCGUGCCUGCGCAUCGACAUGCGCGCGCCACUGUCCUCACCAUCGCCCCCUUCGACCGCAGCGCCCCAAACCCUCGCCCCGCCUCCGCCGCCCAACACGCCGUGCUCGUCCCCGUCGCCGCGCAAACGCGCCCUCUCGACUUCUGA
Vanrija pseudolonga is the source of this 564-nucleotide messenger RNA. RefSeq lists its product as uncharacterized. NCBI's taxonomy places the organism in Eukaryota, Fungi, Basidiomycota, Tremellomycetes, Trichosporonales, Trichosporonaceae. The transcript is spliced from 4 exons. The coding region runs from base 1 to 564 and encodes 187 amino acids. The record is from RefSeq and is a predicted model, not a curated record.